Molecule: messenger RNA, 843 nt
Organism: Thecamonas trahens ATCC 50062
Lineage: Eukaryota; Apusomonadida; Apusomonadidae
Product: Ser/Thr protein phosphatase
Exons: 2
Coding region: 1-843 (280 amino acids)
Molecular function (GO): hydrolase activity
Source: RefSeq, a predicted model, not a curated record
AUGGAGGCGUCCAAGGGCAUGAUCUUUGUCGAAGAGAGCAGAAUAGCCGUGCCGUGGGCUCAAGGCGAGGGCGAGAGCGAUGCUCCAGACGGCGGAUGGGAGACUGCGCUGCCGGCGGCGGCGCUCUACACCCUCACUCUUGACCAGAUGAUGGGCCGAGCGCCGCGGAUCAUCCACGCACCGUCGCUUCGGGUGUGCUCGGCCAAGGCGCUAGCCAAGGGCAAAGCCCGGCGGAUCCGGUUGGUCCAUGUCUCGGACACCCACCUGAAGCACCCGGAGAUUGUCGUCCCCCCGUGCGAUGUGCUUGUCCACUCGGGCGACUUUAGCACCCGCCUCACUCCUGACGAGCUUCCGCAGGUGCUUGCGAGCUUCAACGAGUGGCUGGCGGCGGCGCCGGCUGCCCACCGGGUGGUGGUGUGCGGCAAUCACGAGAUUGCGCUCUCGCGCAUGACUGCCGACGACAUCCAGGCGCUGAUGCCGGACGUAGUCUACCUGCAGGACUCGGGCGCCAAGAUCGAAGGCAUCAAGUUUUACGGCUUGCCGUGGACCCACGCCUCGCGCUCGUACGCCUUUGGCACCAAUGAAGCUGGCUUGGCCAAGGCCUGCAAGAAGAUACCCAAGAAGACCGACGUUCUCGUCUGUGGCAAGAGCCAUGCCGGCAAGCGGCACUGGGGCUCCCACGCCCUCGCUGCCCGCGUCGCCAAGAUCAAGCCCAAGCUCCACCUCUACGGCCAUGUCCACGAUGUCGUCGGCGUCCGGCUCGCUCCCUCGGGAUGCACCAUGUUCUCCAACGCCUCGUACGACAUCGCCCACCCUGUGGUGGUGGUUGAUCUCUACGUGUAG